UCCGGGCCAGACACGAAUCAAGAGGAGGCGGAGGGUCAUGCCUCUGGAAGACAAGAUGAAAAUUCUCGAGAAGCUGGAAGAAGGCGUGAGUAACACCGACGUGGGGCGCCUGUUUGGCGUCAACGAGUCAACCGUGCGCACCAUUAAGAAAAACGAGAAGGCCAUCAGGGCCAGCAUGGAGAGUGUUUCGCCGCUGUGCUCCAAGGUGCUGUGCAUUCCCCGUGACGUAAACAUCGAGAAGAUGGAGACCGAGUUAACUUUCUGGGUGGAGGACCAGACCAUAGGGGGCCGGCCUCUGACGCUGAAGGCCAUCUGCAGCCAGGCCAAACGCAUUUACAAGCAGCUGGUCGAAACCACUGGGAACGGCAACCCGGAUAAGUUUCAUGCGAGCAAGGGAUGGUUUGAGAAGUUUAGAAAUCGCUACAGUCUGCGAAAUUCGAGGUUGAUGGGGGAGGAAGAACCCCUGAAUGCCCAGUCGGCACCCAAGUAUUCCAAACAACUCCAGAGACUGAUCAGAGCCAGAGGCUACGUGCCUCAACAGGUCUUCAACGCCGAGGAGAUGAGCCUGUUUUGGAAGUGCAUGCCUUCACGUACUUUUAGGGAAAAAGACAAAAAUCCCGAAAGCUUAGAGGAAGCUAAGGACAGGAUUUCCCUCAUUUUUUGUGCCAACGCCGCCGGUGACAAAAUGAUAAAACCCUUGCUGCUUUAUAAAGACCCCAAUCCCAGUUGUCUUUUGGAAAAAGAUAAAAACCGCCUUCCUGUGUUCUGGCGAUCACACCCCAAAGUAUCAUUAACUGCUGCCCUCUUUUUGGAUUGGUUUCAUAAUUGUUUUAUCCAUCAGGCCCGGAGUUAUUUAAUAGAAAAAAAUCUUGAGUUCAGAGUGUUGCUAAUUCUGGACAGAGGUCCCAAUCACCCAGACUCAUUAUUCUUUGCUCAUCCUAAUGUUGAUAUUGUGUUCCUCCCUCUGGAAGGCACUAGCUAUCUUCAGCCCUUGGACCAGGGUAUAAUUGAAGCAUUCAGGAGGUAUUACACCAAGCAUAUGUUUGACCACUUUGCUGACUGUAUUGAAAAAAACCCCUGUCUUACUUUGAAAGAAACAUGGCAACAGUACAACAUUGCUGAUGCUUUGGUAGUGAUAAAAGAGGCAAUGGAUGAUAUAAAACCGGCUGCUCUUAAUAAAGCCUGGUGGAAACUUUGGGAUGAUGUUGUGAAUGAUUAUGCAUGUUUCCCUAGAGCUAAUGAAGAAGUUGCAAAAAUCGUAGAGUCUGCAAAGCGGAUGGACUUUAAAUUCCUUGACAUUGAAGAGGGUGAAAUUAAUGAGCUGCUCAAGUUUCAGGCUUUGGCCAUAACUGAGAGAGAGUCUGUAUCAAUAAAUACGGAAGAAGACAAGUCCCCGGAACCAGAGGUAAAGAUGAAUUUAAGGAAAUUGAAUGCUGUCUUACGCCAGGCCUCAGACCUCAUUGAUGCUGCAAUUGAUAUGGAUCCUUUCCUGGACCGAAGUUUGGCCUUUAAAAAAGACUUCAAUAAAUUGUUAUAUACCUAUAAAGAGGUACAGAAGAACCUUCAAAAUAAAGCAAAGGAGUUGAAGAAAGAAAAAGACACAAACGAAGAGGAAGUAGUGUGGAUGAAGAAGAUGGAUACAGAAUCAGAGUCUGAAGGGGAGUCUGAAUCUGAAUCCGAGUCUAAAUCCGAAUCUGAAUCCCAUAAGGAGGAGCAGGUAGAGAGAAGGAAAGAGGACAAGAAGCCUCCAGAAGAAGAUCCUGGACCCUCAAGCAGUGGCACUGAGACUCUCACUAUAUCUGAAGAAUCUGCCAAAGCCAUAAAUGCAGAAUUGGACUUUUGGAAUCUAACCUUGGAAUUGAAUCUGGAGAGAGUAGAUGUGCCUGAGUUAAAGGAAGAGAAUCCAGAGGCAGUUCCUUCCAAAUGACAGUUCAUCUCUUGCCAUUUUUCCCCUGUUGCCCCAACAUCUCCCUUCAUCAUGACCAUCCUUAUCAUCACCAG
Neomonachus schauinslandi (Hawaiian monk seal) is the source of this 2001-nucleotide messenger RNA. RefSeq names its product tigger transposable element-derived protein 1-like. Bases 38 to 1927 code for a protein of 629 amino acids. The record is from RefSeq and is a predicted model, not a curated record. Gene Ontology annotation, molecular function: DNA binding. Lineage: Eukaryota; Metazoa; Chordata; Mammalia; Carnivora; Phocidae. The transcript has a single exon. Gene Ontology annotation, cellular component: nucleus.